Molecule: messenger RNA, 318 nt
Organism: Meloidogyne enterolobii
Lineage: Eukaryota; Metazoa; Nematoda; Chromadorea; Rhabditida; Meloidogynidae
Source: the annotation of a GenBank genome assembly
UUGUUUAAGCUCGAAUUAAUGACAGAAUUAGAUAAAAGGGCAACAGAAGAAACUUUAAAAUUUAUUUCUGAAUUAGUAAAUCAACAACAAAAGCAAACAGAAUCACCCCAGCCUUGUAGUUCUUCUAGUGAUUGGCAAAAUAAUAAUUUAAUUUAUUCACAAAAUUUGAAAGGAAACGAGUUAAAUGUUAAAAAUGAAGGAAUUAAUAGUUGUCCAAUAUCUUCACCCAUUGGAAUUAAUUUUAAUAACAAUUUUGAUUAUAAUCAGAAUUCAAUGAUUGCGUUCAAUAAAGUUUGUUCUGUUUUUAAAAUAAAUUAA